Messenger RNA from Equus caballus (horse), 4519 nucleotides. The record is from RefSeq and is a predicted model, not a curated record. Lineage: Eukaryota; Metazoa; Chordata; Mammalia; Perissodactyla; Equidae.
CCCCCGCGCCUAGGCUGCUCCCUGCUGACUGGGGUGUGGGCGGGGAGCGGCGGAGGGAGGAGGAGGCGCUGCUGGCCGCCGCCGUUGCCGCCGCUGCUGGCUGCCUGGGCAGCUCCCCGGGUUUCUGCGGCCGCCAUGGAUGAGCAGGCGGGUCCUGGCGUGUUCUUCAGCAACAACCACCCGGGCGCCGGCGGUGCCAAGGGUCUCGGGCCUCUGGCGGAGGCUGCCGCGGCCGGCGACGGGGCGGCUGCAGCGGGGGCGGCCCGAGCCCAGUACAGCCUCCCGGGGAUCCUGCACUUCCUGCAGCACGAGUGGGCCCGCUUCGAGGUGGAGAGAGCCCAGUGGGAGGUGGAGCGGGCGGAGCUGCAGGCCCAGAUUGCCUUCCUUCAGGGGGAAAGGAAAGGUCAAGAAAAUUUGAAGAAGGAUCUUGUGAGGAGGAUCAAAAUGCUGGAGUAUGCUCUUAAACAGGAAAGAGCCAAAUACCACAAGUUGAAAUAUGGGACAGAAUUGAAUCAGGGAGAUAUGAAGCCUCCAAGCUAUGAUUCUGAUGAAGGUAAUGAAACAGAGAUGCAGCCACAACAAAAUAGUCAGUUAAUGUGGAAACAAGGUCGACAACUACUCAGACAGUAUCUGCAGGAGGUGGGUUACACAGAUACUAUUCUAGAUGUGAAGUCUAAACGAGUGCGAGCUUUGUUGGGCUUUCCAAGUGAUGUCACUGACAGGGAAGAUGACAAAAAUCAGGACUCAGUUAUAAAUGGCACAGAGGCUGAAGUUAAAGAGACAGCAAUGAUUGGAAAAUCCGAGUUAACAGAUUCUGCCUCAGUGCUGGAUAAUUUCAAAUUUCUUGAAAGUGCAGCUGCAGAUUUCAGUGAUGAAGAUGAAGAUGAUGACAUUGAUGGAAGAGAGAAAAGCAUCAUUGAUACUUCAACAAUUGUUAGGAAAAAAGCAUUGCCUGAUAGCAGUGAAGAUCGAGAUACAAAAGAAGCUCUAAAGGAGUUUGACUUCUUGGUUACAUCAGAGGAAGGAGAAAAUGAGUCUAGAAGUGCAGGCGAUGGAACAGACUGGGAAAAGGAAGACCAGUGUCUCAUGCCUGAAGCUUGGAAUGUGGACCAGGGAGUAAUUACCAAACUCAAGGAACAAUACAAAAAGGAGAGAAAGGGGAAAAAGGGGGUGAAGAGAAAAACUACCGAAGAUCUGUUUCAGCCUCUAUCCUAUAUAAAACAGUCAAAACAGGGAUGUGGGAGAAUGAAGAAUCAAAGAUUAGGACCCAAUAGGUCAAAACUACAAGAUAUGCUUGCUAAUUUGAGAGAUGUUGAUGAACUUCCCUCAUUGCAACCAUCUGUGGGUUCACCUUCCAGACCCAGCAGCUCCAGGCUUCCUGAGCAUGAAAUAAAUAGGGCAGAUGAAGUGGAAGCAUUGACGUUUCCUCCUUCUUCUGGGAAGUCGUUCAUUAUGGGAGCAGAUGAAGCCCUUGAAAGUGAACUAGGACUUGGAGAAUUGGCAGGCCUUACAGUGGCCAAUGAAGCAGAUUCACUAACUUAUGAUAUAGCAAACAAUAAAGAUGCACUGAGGAAGACGUGGAACCCUAAGUUUACACUAAGAAGUCACUUUGACGGCAUUCGAGCCCUUGCUUUCCACCCCACUGAGCCUGUUUUGAUAACAGCAUCGGAGGAUCACACUUUAAAAAUGUGGAAUUUACAGAAAACAGCCCCAGCCAAAAAGAGUACUUCUCUUGAUGUGGAGCCUAUCUAUACAUUCAGGGCUCAUAAAGGUCCAGUGCUCUGUGUGGUAAUGAGCAGCAAUGGUGAGCAGUGUUAUAGUGGUGGCACUGAUGGACUGAUCCAGGGCUGGAACACCACCAACCCCAACAUCGAUCCCUAUGAUUCUUAUGAUCCUUCUGUUUUAAGAGGCCCUCUGCUAGGCCACACUGAUGCCGUCUGGGGUCUGGCUUACAGUGCAGCACACCAGCGUUUGUUGUCCUGUUCAGCAGAUGGCACUCUCCGUUUGUGGAAUACAACUGAGGUUGCUCCAGCCCUAAGUGUAUUUAAUGAUAAUCAAGAAUUGGGAAUCCCUGCCUCUGUGGAUCUAGUGAGCAGUGACCCAAGCCAUAUGGUAGCAUCAUUCAGCAAAGGAUAUACAAGCAUCUUUAACAUGGAGACACAACAACGCAUUCUCACUUUAGAAUCCAAUCCAGAUACGAUAGCCAGCUCUUCCUGCCAAAUAAAUAGAGUCAUCAGUCAUCCCACUCUUCCCAUCAGCAUCACUGCACAUGAAGACAGGCACAUCAAAUUCUAUGAUAACAAUACAGGCAAACUGAUCCACUCGAUGGUAGCCCACCUAGAAGCUGUUACAAGUUUAGCGGUUGAUCCUAAUGGCCUGUACUUGAUGUCUGGCAGUCAUGACUGUUCAAUACGUUUAUGGAACCUAGAAAGUAAGACGUGUAUCCAGGAGUUCACAGCUCAUCGGAAAAAAUUUGAAGAAUCAAUUCAUGAUGUAGCUUUCCACCCAUCCAAAUGCUAUAUAGCCAGUGCUGGGGCUGAUGCACUGGCUAAAGUCUUUGUAUGACACAUUGCAUCAUCUUCACCUUCUAGCUCUUUAUAAAUAAUCAACUGCACAAAAGAGAUACCAGAAGACCAGGGCAAGAACCAACCCGUCCUGCCCUUUUGUUCUGCUGAAGGAGCACAGAGAACAUUUGUUAAAGUAUAGUUUUGCAAUUCGUAUACUGUUUUCUAAAACUAAGGUUUGUUCAGGUUGCUGCAAGUUCAGCUGAAUCUGUGAACCUGAAAACUGUUUCAAAUUUUCCCCAAAUAAGAACGUUUAUUUCUGAAGUUGUUCUAAUUCGCUAGGCAGGCCUAAGCGAACAUAGGUGUUUAGCUUGUCCCUGUUUAAAUAGGGCACACUAUAAGGGAUCAUUAAAAAGCUUGAUAGCUGGGAAUGAGCAGAGGAAGAAUGGAAAUUCAGACCUAGUUCUCCCCUGAGAAAUCUUGUCACGCACAUUAGGUAGGCAAAAGAGUAAUCUUCACCAUAUCUGUUGUACUCACCCCUGUGUGCAUAAUGACCAGGCAGUGUUAAAAUGAGUUUUUAAUUUAGCUCUCCUUUCAACUGUUCACAUAAAGCACCUGGCAAAGCAUUUUACCUAUUGGGGGAAAAAAAAGAAAUGCAAUAGUAUGUUAAAUAUAUUAUUCAGAAAUGCUAAAUGAAUAGUUUGUAAGCAGAUUUCUAUAUUGUAUUACAUUUUUGAAAUAGAUUUGGUACCAUUCUAAAGUUUAGCUUUCACAAACACUCACCAUUAUGAAGAAUAGUUGAUAGAGUCUGCUUUUACUAAAGGAUUUAACUUAUUCAGGUUUAAGAUUAUGUUUAUUUUUAAGUUCAAGCAGGGCAUAUCUUUAUAAUAAUCUCUAUUAAUUUUAAAAUUCACUUUAUUCCUGUGAUAUUUAUAGUACCAGAGUGAUUAUUUCAUAUCAAUGAAGUCUUACCUUUCAGUGGUUGAAAAAAUGGAAGUGAUUUGCAAGUACUUGUCAAAACCUACAUAACUGUGCUUCAGAUGAUCUCUGUUCUUUCUUCUUUGUCUCUCGUAUUUGAAUUUCUGGCACCUGCCAAAAAUAGUUCAAAAUUAUUAUGUUUUAACAGUCCAAAGGGUAUGGUUAACCUCAGGCAGCUGCUUUUGCAGAAGUACUAAAUAAAGCAAAUGUUUUAUACCCCAAAAGUCCUUCAUUAAUAUCUCCCAAAAAGGAGAAACUCCCAAGAAGGAGAAACUCCUAGAAAUCUAGAUGGAAGAGUUCAGUGCAUAGUAUUGGCUGAAGAGUUGUCUCUCUCUUUCCCUCUCCCAACCCCUUUUCCAUUGUUUAAUUGGAAUACACGGCAUGAUUUAAUGGGCAGCGAAUCAACAUUGUGUCUGGGAAAAACCAUCUCUUAAAGGACCAGGGUUUCCUGAGCUCCCCUUGCCUGUGACCUGCAUAGGGCCAGCUCUUGGGAUUCCUGUGGCCUCACUCUCUGGACCUGGUGUAUAGACCUCAUCCCUACAACUGUCUUGCCUCUCCUCACACUCUCUGUCUUGUUUGCCCAAAAUGUCAGAGGCCAAUCUAGAAAUUAGAAAUAAAUUACUAAUGUCCAACUUUUCAGUGAAAUGUAUAUGUAAUAGGCUCUCAGACUUAAAAAAAUUCAUAUCCGUAAAUAUUUUAACCUUUUAAUAUAAUCCCCACAUUUCUAUCUCCCCACAUAUUCCAUUGUCAUAACAAUGGCACUUCUGAUGAUACGUUUAUCUGCUCCUUGAAGAAAUAUUCUGGUGGUGAUGUGGAUAAUAAUUGACAAUUUUUGUGUAAAGUUUCUGCUUGUCUGUCUCUAGAAUUCUGCAGUCUGCAGGCAAAUUUUCUUUAAAGUUAAAGGCCUGUGCUAGAUUUGCCUGAUUGAUAAACAGAUUUACUUUAAUUAAUUUGACACAGGUGUGUUAUUUCAUCUGUGCUUUGGUUAAGAGUGGACUCAAGUGAUUCCUUCAUGUAAUCAAAUGGAUUGACCUGGA